Molecule: messenger RNA, 1038 nt
Organism: Ostreococcus tauri
Lineage: Eukaryota; Viridiplantae; Chlorophyta; Mamiellophyceae; Mamiellales; Bathycoccaceae
Product: Homeobox KN domain
Exons: 1
Coding region: 1-1038 (345 amino acids)
Biological process (GO): regulation of DNA-templated transcription
Cellular component (GO): nucleus
Molecular function (GO): DNA binding
Source: RefSeq, a predicted model, not a curated record
AUGUUCGGCGAGUGCGCGGACGCGAGCUCGGGCGAGGGAUGGGAUGUCUUCGGGUGCGGCGCGAGCGAGUACUUCUGCGAUCCGAGCGUGAAUUAUUUCGAUUGCGACGUCGAUGGGUUUCCGGGAUUCGGUGAGGACAUGGAGGCGUUUCUAGGGGCCAAGGCUCGGGAGGCGUGCUCGAGCGAAAGCACAGACUCGGAAGAGAUGACGCUCGCGAUACGCGCGCAUCCGAUGUACGCCAGGCUCGUCGAGGCGUACUACGAAUGUCGUAAAAUAGGUGCACACGGUGACGCCGCAGUAGCGCUCGAGCGGGAGAAGGAUGCGAUGCUAUACUCCGUGCAGGUCAUGAGCGAGGAAGCGUACGAGUCUUCGGCAAUGGCGCUCGAUGUCGCGUCGUGCGAUUUGGAUGAGUUCAUGCGCGAUUGCACGCACGAGCUUGAGACGUACGUCAAGGAGCUGCACUCCCUUUAUGAAGAUGCCAAGAGGUGCUGUAAAAGUCUCGAGAACCGAGCGCACAAGGUGAAGACAGACGUCGUUCAUGUCGAUUCAUCGCGGCGUGGCGAGGCGGCUGAGAGUAAGCGACACGCGCCGGCGACCGAGGAUGAACUCGAAGCAGUAAGCGACGAUUUCGAUCAAAUUUUAGCGAGCGAGCAUCAGCGUCGAAAUCAUGAAGAGAGACUGCGGCAAGAUCUGAAGCGUAAAUACGCGAGUAGCAUCACGAUGCUCAAGACAGAGUUCAUGCGUAAGCGGAAGAAAGGGAAGCUUCCCGACACGUCUACGGAUAUUCUGAAGAAGUGGUGGAGCGACAACAUCGUGUGGCCGUACCCGAGCGAAGACGACAAGCAAGUUCUUAUCGAAAUGACGAAGCUUGACGCGACACAGGUGAACAACUGGUUCAUAAACUUUCGAAAGAGACACUGGAUCCGACUGUUUGAACGAGGAUGUACGCCAAAAAAUGAAAAGGAAGCCGCGACAGCGCUUGCGAAGGCUUUCAAUGGUUCAUUGGAGAAGGCGAAGGAUUACGCCAGGUCACUGUAA